This is a messenger RNA of Homarus americanus (American lobster), 2845 nucleotides long. Its product is annotated as venom phosphodiesterase 2-like. NCBI's taxonomy places the organism in Eukaryota, Metazoa, Arthropoda, Malacostraca, Decapoda, Nephropidae. Gene Ontology annotation, molecular function: metal ion binding; nucleic acid binding; hydrolase activity. Bases 71 to 2308 code for a protein of 745 amino acids. The transcript is spliced from 15 exons. The record is from RefSeq and is a predicted model, not a curated record.
CCCAGCUCAGUUGCUCGCUAGUGUUAGACGUGACCACAACACACACACAUACAUACACACACCCACAGUGAUGGACGUCAAGGUAUUUCUACUAUCAGCUGCGUUGAACGUGGCGUGGGCGGCCUACACGAUGCCCGCCCAAGACACCUCUACCUGCCCGCCCACCUUCCGCAACAACCACCCACUGAUCUUGGUGUCGAUGGACGGCUUCCGGGCGGACUACCUCUUACGCGGGAAGACUCCCACCAUCCAAGCCCUGGGCAACAUGGGAGUGCGAGCCCCCUACGUCAAACCUUCUUACCCUACCAUCACCUUCCCCAACCACUACACCAUCGCCACCGGGAUGUACCCACCGUCGCAUGGGAUCAUCGCUAAUAAGUUCUACGACCCGGUGUUCCGCGCUGAGUUCCGGUUAGGGAAUCCGGAGAGCUUCAAAAAACGGUGGUGGGGAGGCGAACCUAUCUGGCGGACAGCAGAGAGACAGGGCAAGCGAGCAGCGACAUAUUACUGGCCGGGAUCAGAGGUGGAUGGCAACCAACCCACCUUCUGGUUCAAGUAUAAUGAAUCUAUCCCCUUUGAGCAUCGCGUUGACCAGGUACUGGCAUGGCUGGAUUUGCCUGCUGAAACGAGGCCAUCCUUCAUGACGCUUUAUAUGCACGAGCCUGACAACAUGGGCCAUAUCUACGGUCCUGACGCCCCUAUGUUGAACACGAUGUUAACUCGCGUUGACAACAUGGUGAAGCGUCUGUUGGAUGGUCUGAAGGUGAGGAACCUGUUCUCCUGCGUCAACCUCCUGGUGGUGUCCGACCACGGCAUGGUGGAGGCUGGGGAGCAGAGGGUGUUGCGCCUCGACAGCUACAUCCCCAAUAUCGUAAACAGGACCAGGUUCUGGGAUGGCGUCUUCGGCAGGAUGACCCCUAACGAUGGCUCACAAAAGACCAAGGAAGAGAUGAUGCGUGCUCUAUCGUGCAAGAGACCUGAGAUGCGAGUGUACGAAAAGACGUCACUCCCCAUCAGGUGGCACGUGGGGAGGCAACGACGGAUAGAGGACAUCGUGUUGGACAUGGACGCUGGGUUCUCAGUGGGUGGUGACAACACAUACAAGGCCGAUGCUGGCGACCAUGGUUACGACAACUAUUUCUCCUCCAUGAACGCUAUGUUCGUAGCCCACGGCCCAGACAUCCGCCAGAACAUAGAGGUAGAGGCCUUCCAGAACAUAGAACUAUACAACUUGAUGUGUCACCUGCUGGGGGUAACACCAGCCCCCAACAAUGGCACCUGGGGCUCCCUGCACCGCCUCCUGGCCCACCCUCCUCCAGCACCAUACUCCGCAGCAAUGGAAUUCCCGCCUCCUAUAGCAAAGGUACCUGCAUCAGGGGUACUGUCAUACGGGUACUAUGAACCUCAGGUCUUGUGUGAGGGAGAUCUUCAUGACGAUGAUGAGUGGUUGGAGAUGCUACAAGAGGCACAGGAAGAGUCCAAUGAGGUUAUAAUCAAACACCUCCCCUGGGGUCUCCCUCAGAUGGGCAAGACUGGAGACUUCACCUAUAUGCUGCUGCAACCAGACUUCGUCAGUGCCUACUCUUCCCUGGUAAAAAUGCCUCUGUGGACGAGUUUCACCCUGGAGACACAGAGUAGGGGCAGCAGGGCAUUCAGCUGGAGAAGUGACGUGAGGCUGGGGGUGGACCAGCGAAUUCCCUGCAGUGCUUAUCAGACUCUAGCCCCUCUUCAGAUCUCUCCCCAGCCACUCUUUCCUCCUGAGUUCACCGGUAGAGAUGAGUGUGGUCAGCUGCCUUACCUCAUGUCCAACUCUGCCCCCUUCACCCACUUCUUGACACAGCGGUGGAAGCAGCUCAUUGAUUUUGUCAAGAAAUGGAAAUACAGGUAUGGCAUCAUCAACGUGGUUACUGGACCUGUGUUCGACUAUGAUGCAGACACCUUCGUUGAUGACCUUCAUAUAAUCAGCCAAGGCGGGGAUCUGGUGGUGCCCACCCAUAUGUUCCUGGUGGUGACUCGUUGUAUGGUAUGGGUGGACAACCUCGCUAAGUGCCCUCACAACUAUCUCGACUCCCUGGCCUUCGUCUACCCUCAGACUCUCACCGUCUCCAACUGUUUGAACGCUGAGCAAUUUGCCCGGGAAUUCAGUGCCACCGUUCAGGAUGUGGAGAAGAUAACUGGUAUUAAGUUUUACCCGCACCUGUACUACGAACAUCAAGUGAGACUGCGGUUGAGGGUCCACUCCAACAUAUGGGGCCGCGAGUCCUGGCUCAACAGAAUCCGUUCAGACGUCUUCGGCCUCACCAAGUAGAUGUUACUUUUGUGAUCCAUCUUCAAGGAAAUUGAUUCUCAGUCGUAACUUAACUUUGAAGGCAUCAUACUGCGAGGAAACUAAAAAGAGAACCAGCUUUAAAAGACCAUUAUCUGAUUGGUAUUGUUUUAAGUGGAGCAGUUUCAAAGAGAUGAUAAUGUAUGUAUUGAAACAGUUUCAAAUGGAUCACGUCGUGAUGGGUGAAGCAGGCUCCAAAAGUAGUCAGUGGAGUAGUUUCAAAAGGUAUCGAUGGCUGAGGAAAAGGUUUCAGCAAAAUCAGAGCCUGGUUGACGAAUGGACACUUAAGGUUAGAGACUCGUGUGUUACUGUAGAUAAGACUUUGUGUAGGGUAGAUAUCACUGUAAAUAAAAGUUAUUUGUAGAUAGAUGCACUUUGUAGUUAGAUUACCAUGUAGUUAGUAUACAGUUAUACGGUAUUAUAUGUUUAAGAUUUUCGGAUCUUUUAUGAGACUGAAUCUAAAUAUAGGUCUUGGAAUGUGUGAUGUGUAAUUUAUACAUUAAUAAAUGUUUUUCGAAA